Jatropha curcas is the source of this 2445-nucleotide messenger RNA. Its product is annotated as U-box domain-containing protein 35. Gene Ontology annotation, molecular function: ATP binding; protein kinase activity. NCBI's taxonomy places the organism in Eukaryota, Viridiplantae, Streptophyta, Magnoliopsida, Malpighiales, Euphorbiaceae. Gene Ontology annotation, biological process: protein phosphorylation. The record is from RefSeq and is a predicted model, not a curated record.
UUCCUAUUCCUCUCCCUCUCCCUCUUUCUUGGCUAAAUAAACAAAAAUGUGGCUUCCAAAGUCAAAUGGAUCAAAGAAGGGGGGAAAUGGGAUUGUGGCAGUUGCAAUAGAUAAGGACAAAGGAAGCCAAAAUGCUUUGAAAUGGGCACUUGAGAAUUUGCUGUCAAGAGGCCAAACUGUCAUUUUAAUCCAUGUUCUUCACAGGGUAUCCUCGCAUAACUCUGCCCAUGGACAUCCUUAUGAUUUCAGUAAUGGAAAGCAGCAACUUGACAAGACAACCAAUGAUCUUUUCAUUUCAUUUCAUUGCUACUGUACACGCAAGGAUGUACAAUGCCUUGAUAUUGUACUUGAGGACCAUGACGUAGUAAGAGGACUAACUGAAUAUGUUUCCUAUGCCGCCAUUGAGAAUUUGGUCGUGGGUGCCUCGCGACAUGGCUUUAUUAGGAAAUUCAAGGCAGAUAUACCAAGCAGUGUAUCAAAAGGAGCACCAGAUUUCUGCAAUGUAUUUGUCAUCUCCAAAGGAAAGGUAUCUUCAGUGCGACAUGCUUCUCGUGCAGCCCCUUUUACAUCCCCAUUACAAGAUCAAAUACAAGCUCUAAACAAGCCUAUUGAUACCAUGUCUGAAACACAAUCCAUGCAUAGUGGGAGUAUGAGAGAAAGGACAUUAGUCAAGCCUCGCAUGUCAGUUGAUGAAUCAUGUAGAUCGCCACUUGAAAGAGGAGGACGAGCUUUCAAUGUCAAAUCAUUCGCAGAAUUCAUGGACACAGAAACUGAAUUAUCAUUUGUCAGUUCUGGGAGGCCAAGCACUGAUCGAACAUCUUCUGUUGCCUUGGAUUUCACUGAUUCAUGCCUACCAUCACGCCUUUCAACUAGUUCUGACGUGAGCUUUGGAUCAAUACGUUCUGCACCAAAGUUCAAUGACCUAUCUUCACUGCACGAAUUCUCAACUUUUUCUCAUGAUAGUGAAAGAACAUCAUUUUCAGGUUCAUCACAGACCAUGGAUGAUAUGGAAGCUGAGAUGAGGAGGCUAAAACUAGAGCUGAAGCAAACAAUGGAUAUGUACAGUACUGCAUGUAAAGAAGCCCUCACAGCAAAGCAAAAGGCAACGGAAUUGCACCGCUGGAGAGUAGAAGAAGAACGGAAAAUGGAAGAGGCUAAAAUUGCUGAGGAAGCUGCACUCUCGGCUGCAGAGAAAGAGAAAAUCAGGUGUAGGGCAGCUGUGGAGGCAGCUGAAGCAGCUAAGAAGCUAGCAGAAUUGGAAGCGCAAAAGAGACUAAACGUAGAAUUGAAAGCCCUCAGAGAAGCAGAGGAAAUGAAGAAAGUAAUGGAAGCUCUAGCAAAAAAAGAUGUCAGAUACAGGAGAUACAGUAUUGAGGAAAUUGAAGAGGCAACAGAAUGCUUUUCUGAAUCAAGGAAGAUUGGAGAAGGAGGUUAUGGUCCAGUUUACAAGUGUUAUCUUGAUCAUACAUCAGUCGCAGUUAAGGUAUUACGUCCAGAUGCAGCCCAAGGAAGGUCGCAAUUUCAGCGAGAGGUGGAAGUACUUAGCUUAAUACGGCAUCCCAACAUGGUACUCCUCCUAGGAGCCUGUCCAGAGUACGGCGUUCUAGUGUACGAAUACAUGGCUAAUGGAAGCUUGGAGGACUGUCUCCUCCGGAGAGGGAAUUCACCAGUGCUUCCUUGGCAAUUAAGGUUCCGAAUUGCAGCAGAAAUUGCAACAGGUCUACUGUUUCUCCAUCAGACCAAGCCAGAACCACUAGUGCACCGUGACUUGAAGCCAGCCAACAUUUUGCUAGACCACAACUAUGUAUGUAAGAUCAGUGAUGUUGGAUUGGCAAGGCUAGUCCCAGCAGUAGCAGAGAAUGUAACACAGUACCACAUGACAUCAACAGCAGGAACAUUCUGCUACAUUGAUCCAGAGUACCAACAAACUGGAAUGCUAGGCGUAAAGUCAGAUGUAUAUUCCUUAGGCAUCAUGCUUCUGCAAAUAUUAACAGCAAAACCACCAAUGGGUUUGACUCACAUUGUUGAACAAGCCAUUGAGAAGGGGUCAUUGAAAGAGGUUCUAGACCCAGCAGUGACUGAUUGGCCAAUGGAGGAGACAUUAACCUUUGCGAAGCUAUCACUCCGAUGUGCAGAACUGAGACGGAAAGACAGACCAGAUCUUGGUAAGGAAGUGUUGGUUGAGCUACAGAAAUUGAGAGAAUUUGCCCAAGAGAAUAUGAACCAAAUGUGUUUGACCACGAUUGCAGGCCCUUCGCCACACCACAGUUAUAUUUCCUCAGGACAGGAAGUGUUGAGUGAUCCUUUAGGUGGACGUUCAGAAAGUAUAAGGAGCCAAUCAAGUACAUCAUCACAAGCAGAAGGAAGUUAAGAGAUCCAAAGUCUAAAAAGAUAAAGAUCCAUUAUCAAAUCAAAAGGGAAAAAAAAAAAAAAAAAAAAAAAAAA